This is a messenger RNA of Ceratosolen solmsi marchali, 1247 nucleotides long. RefSeq names its product Glycine N-methyltransferase (gene Gnmt). The record is from RefSeq and is a predicted model, not a curated record. Bases 107 to 979 code for a protein of 290 amino acids. Gene Ontology annotation, biological process: protein homotetramerization; S-adenosylmethionine metabolic process; one-carbon metabolic process. Gene Ontology annotation, cellular component: cytosol. The transcript is spliced from 5 exons. Gene Ontology annotation, molecular function: glycine binding; glycine N-methyltransferase activity; identical protein binding. Lineage: Eukaryota; Metazoa; Arthropoda; Insecta; Hymenoptera; Agaonidae.
UAUGGACUCUCAAUUGACACACAGACGAAUAAAGUGUUUGAGUCUGAUAUCUUCUUGCAUUAUUGAGGAAUACGAAGACAACUUGGAUUGACAUAGAGUAACAAAAAUGGAUUCGGCGUUUCAAAUUCGCUCGUUGGGUGCAGCGGCUGAGGGAAUCAAGGACCAAUACGCAGAUGGUAUUGCUGCCAAAGUCUGGGAGGUGUUUAUCGGCGAUAGAAAGCAGCGUAAACAAAAUUACAAGGACUUUUUAGUCGGCUUGCUUAAGGAAAAGAGAUGCAAACGUGUACUGGAUAUUGCUUGUGGCACUGGAGUGGACUCUAUGAUGCUUCUCGAAGAAGGUUUUGAGGUGGUGAGCGUCGAUGCGUCCGACAAGAUGCUUAAGUAUGCGCUCAAGUCACGAUGGGAGCGUAGGAAAGAGAAAUCCUUCGAUGAUUGGAUUAUCGAAGAAGCAAAUUGGUUGACAUUAUCAGACGAUGUGCAGCAUCUGAUUGGUGAUGGAUUUGACGCCGUAAUAUGCCUCGGGAACAGUUUCGCCCAUAUGUUAGAUUCCUUUGGAGAUCAACGGGAACAGCGCCAAGCACUUUCACAUUUCGAGCGUUGCGUCAAACCCGGUGGUCUUUUGCUAAUUGAUCACAGAAAUUACGAUAAUGUUAUAAAAACUGGACAAACCCCUACGCAAUGCAUAUACUAUAAUAGCAAACAUCUGCAGAAAAUCGUCACUUCCAUACUUUACACGAAUGGCGUACCGUCGCUCAUUACAUUGGAAUAUUGUAUAAAAUUAAAUGUCGAGGAAAGCAAUGAUAAGGAAAGUCUGCGCGAGUUUCGUCUCUCGUAUUACCCGCACAGGCUGAAUAUUUUCACUGAUUUUUUAAACGAAGCUUUCCACGGCUCGGCUAAGCACCGGAUCUAUGGUGAUUUUAAAUCCCUCGAAGAAGCCAAGGAUCCUGGAUUUUACAUCCAUGUUUUGGAAAAAAAUUAGUAAUAAGCUAGAGCAGUAGUAGGAUGAUUCUUCAUGGUGUGCAAAGUCGUUCAGCUUUGUUUCAGCUCACCGUAGUGUUAUUGAGAGUAUGUCACUGAAAACUUAAGGUCAUCCAACAAGUACAAUAAUAAUUUAUAUUGAUCAAAGUAUUAGAAUUAUUAGAGACUAUUUUAUGACUUUUAAUAAUUAUAUGUAAAUGUUUAGAAAGAAUUGUAAAUAUAUGGCGCUUCAUUUACAUUCUCGCGCCUCUUACAUAAAUAACGAAAUA